Eruca vesicaria subsp. sativa (arugula) is the source of this 1417-nucleotide messenger RNA. NCBI's taxonomy places the organism in Eukaryota, Viridiplantae, Streptophyta, Magnoliopsida, Brassicales, Brassicaceae. The record is from the annotation of a GenBank genome assembly.
AUGGCUUCAGAGUCUCCGGUGAGGCAGAGGCAGUCUCCUCGACGGAGAAGAGAUGAAUCUUCUAGGUCUCCUUCACCACGGACUAAGAGACUGAGAAGAGCUCAAGGUGAAAGGGAAAGGGAGGUUGGGAGAAGCAGAGACAGAGAAGACAGCAGAGGCGGAAGGGAUAAGAUAAGGAGAAGAGAAGGAGAUAAUGGAGAUCAUAAGAGAAGAGGAGGCUCAGGGAGAGAGGAGACUGUAGAAAGGAAAAGAGACGAUGAGAGGCUAACUAGAAAAAGACGUGAGAGGUCUACUUCACCGUUAGAUAGGAGUAGGCGUUCACCAGAAAGAGCUUCAGCAUCAAGGCAUGAUGAGGGAUCUAAUGCAAGAGGGAGUGGCGAGGAACCCGAUGGUGAAGAUGAUUCGAUUGCUAGAAUGAAAGCUGCUGAAGAAGCUUUGGCAGCCAAGAAAAAGGAAGAACCAUCGUUUGAGCUAUCAGGGAAACUUGCGGAAGAAACCAACAAAUACAGAGGUAUCGCACUCCUCUUCAAUGAGCCACCAGAGGCUAGAAAACCUAACAAAAGAUGGAGACUUUAUGUUUUCAAGGAUAGCGAACCUUUGGAUGAGCCACUCCAGCUCCAUCGCCAAAGCUGUUAUCUCUUUGGACGUGAGAGAAGAAUCGCUGACAUUCCCACUGAUCACCCUUCUUGCAGCAAACAGCAUGCUGUUAUCCAGUACAGGGAAGUGACAGUGGAGAAACCAGAUGGUAUGGUGGAGAAGCAAGUGAAGCCUUACCUUAUGGAUCUUGGCAGCACCAACAAGACUUACAUCAAUAAAGAACCUGUUGAAUCACAACGCUACUAUGAGCUUCGCGAGAAAGAUACCAUCAAGUUUGGUAACAGCAGCCGAGAGUACGUACUAUUGCACGAGGGUUCUACAGAUUGAAUGGUUCUGCAGAAUCAAGCAGCAAAGAAUCGUGUUUUAAGAGGAUAGUUGAGCUGCUUCGUUUCUGCCUUUCUUGGAUUAGUUUAUCCACUUGUGCUGGUGACAAUCUUUGAUAUUUUGUUUAUAACAUUUAGAUAUGAUGGAAUGUUGAAUUCAAAAGAGAUUUUAAUUUCUGUUUUUGGUUUUGUAAGGUAACCAUUUUGCGAAGAGAAAAAGGAAUCUUUACUUUAAAGUUGCAGCUCCUUUAGGCGUUGGAACAAUUUGUAAAAGUAACAACACAUCGAGCCAGAACUGAGAUUUUUGGGUAGAAAAAUCGACUGUGAUUAUGUUCUUGCUCUUGACUCACCUGGUUAUUUUCAUCAUGAACCUGUUUCCACAAGAGUACCCCAUUCAUAUAUUAUGUAUGCAAUCAUUUGCCUUGAUCCUAAAAGUGGUUACGUGAAGAAUCUGUGUGUAGAAGUCUGAAACUUGAAACUGCUACGGGGGGAAAUUG